Trypanosoma grayi is the source of this 1563-nucleotide messenger RNA. Its product is annotated as serine/threonine protein kinase. The record is from RefSeq and is a predicted model, not a curated record. NCBI's taxonomy places the organism in Eukaryota, Euglenozoa, Kinetoplastea, Trypanosomatida, Trypanosomatidae. The transcript has a single exon. Gene Ontology annotation, molecular function: transcription coactivator activity; protein serine/threonine kinase activity; ATP binding. The coding region runs from base 1 to 1563 and encodes 520 amino acids. Gene Ontology annotation, biological process: positive regulation of DNA-templated transcription; peptidyl-threonine phosphorylation; peptidyl-serine phosphorylation. Gene Ontology annotation, cellular component: nucleus.
AUGCUAAGCAUGAAUCUAUUCCAGCUGAUUCAGCGCACAAAUUACAAUGGUGUUAGUUUGAAUUUGACUAGAAAGUUUGCAUACCAGCUGGUUCUUGUGCUGAAACAACUGGAGGAGCAUGACCCACCUAUUAUUCACUGUGAUGUAAAGCCAGAAAACGUAGUGCUGCGCGACCCAAGUCGAAGCUCCAUUCGCCUGAUCGACUUUGGCAGCGCGUGCUGCAUGCAGCAGGGGGCAAAGAUGUAUAAGUACGUUCAGUCCCGGUUCUACCGCAGUGCGGAGGUUAUUCUAGAGCUUGGCUAUGAUACCGCCAUUGACCGCUGGUCGCUUGGUUGCAUGUUGGUGGAGCUGCAUACCGGCAUUCCACUUUUUGCUGGUAAAAACGAGAUGGACCAACUAGCCCGUUUCACCGGCGUGCUCGGACCGUUGCCUGACGACAUGAUAGAGCGGAGCAACAAGAAGGAUCUUUUCUUUUACGACAUGGGGCAGGCACAACAGGAAUCCUAUGUGCGGCCCUUAGCGGCACGUGGGGGAAGUCCGCCGUUGUUGGGUCACGGCCAGCAGCAAGACCUCGCCGCCUCGCCGUCGCCUGUGAUCGCAGCGGAGGUGCUGAACAGUCUGUCAGCCACCUCAUCCAUCUCCGCUGUUACUGCGGCGUCAGCAGUCACAGGGGGGACGUACUCCACGCCUGCACCUGCAUCAACAGCGCCACAACCUUCGCUGCCACCAGCACCACCGACGGUCUCUGAGGCACGGCAAUCACACAGGAACUUCGCGAUCACACCGAGCGGCAGCGUAGGCGUUACUUGCCCUAGCAACCACAACAAUAAUAACACGGUUGUCGCCGUACCAGCUCUGCGUCGACCAAUGACGGCUGUCACGAUGGAACCGUCCUCCAAGAAGGGUGGAAUAGGCGGCAAGGUUGGAGGAGGAGGAGGAGGUUUCUCCUCUGUAGGUUCGAGAACAGCAAGUAGCAGGCCCGCUACGUCUAUACGGAAGUCACAGAAGGCCCAUGUAAACGUCAUCACUCCAGCAGACAGUCCCACUACCACCACCACCACAACAACAACAACAACAAUUGUCGUACCUCCUGUGGUUACGCCGUCGUCACUGGCCUCGGGAGGUCUGCGACAGUCAGCGCUUACGCCGAAACCACGGUUGACCACCAGUAAUCACCUCCUCGUGCACGGUGAUGGGACUCCGUCUUCCUCUUCGAAGAUUAGCCGUGCAGGUUUGCAGCAUCCGCAACAGCAACAACAACAACAACAGAUGGGUGCUUUGCCUUCCAAGAGCCCCUUCCUUUUGCGUGUGCAGCCGACCCCCGACCAGUGUCAAAGCCUUGAGGAGAUCAUUGGUGUCUAUUCAGGCGGACCAAGGGGCUGCCGCCGUGGGCAACCGGGUCACGACGUGGAGGACUACAAAGUGUUCUUAGACUUCAUCCAGCGGCUGCUCUGCUACGACCCGCGAAAGCGCAUGAGCUGUACAGAGGCCCUGCAGCAUCCUUUCCUGGCCGAAUUGGAGAUGCAAAAACAGUGGAAAUAUUUGAGUGGUGGAGCACCGUAG